Messenger RNA from Cucumis sativus (cucumber), 1148 nucleotides. RefSeq lists its product as uncharacterized. The transcript has 5 exons. The record is from RefSeq and is a predicted model, not a curated record. Gene Ontology annotation, molecular function: phosphoprotein phosphatase activity. NCBI's taxonomy places the organism in Eukaryota, Viridiplantae, Streptophyta, Magnoliopsida, Cucurbitales, Cucurbitaceae. The coding region runs from base 158 to 952 and encodes 264 amino acids.
GAUCACAAACUCCGUUUACUGGAAAACCCAACCCUUUAUUAGAGAAGUUCAAAAGCCGUCCAAAAUUUCAGAUCAAUAUAUAUAUAUAAAACCAAACAUUGUCAUUCGGAUUUCAUCAGCACUUCUCAUAUCAUAAAAUCAAACCACACUACUGAAAAUGGCAGAAUCAUCAUCAUCCAUCAAAAACAAAGCUGGUGCAAGCAAAUGCAGCAGCGACGAAGAAGAAAAAGUUGGAAACAUUGAUCUGGGGUUGUCAAUGAAAAACUUGAGUCUUGGCCCAAAAAAGAAGCUUUUGAUUAUGGGAAUCGGUGGAUUUCUUUGUCACAGAGUCUGUUAUCGUUACGGCAGACAAAAGAUCCCAACACAUCGUCUUCCUGAUGCAUCCUAUGGCAGUUUCUAUGUUUACAAGAGACCGUUCUGUGAGGACUUUAUGAAGUUCUGCUUAGAGAGGUUUGAAGUUGGUAUAUGGUCUUCAGCAAAAGAAUGGUACUUGGACAGUGCCUUGGAUUCUAUAAUGCAUGGAUUGAGAAGCAGACUUCUAUUUGCAUGGGAUCAAGGGGAGUGCACAAAGACCUGUUUCUUUGACUUGGAGAAUAAGAGCAAACCUAUUUUUCUUAAGGAGUUGAAGAAAGUAUGGGAAGGAAAUGGAGUUGGAAUUUUGAGGUCUUCCACACAAUUUUGUUCAUCCAAUACACUCUUAAUUGACAACGAGCCUUACAAAGUUUUGUUGAAUCCGCCUAACACUGCUAUAUUCCCAAACGAGUACAAGGCAGAUGAUACUAACGACGAUGCUUUAGGAGCUGGGAGUGAACUAAGACGUUUCCUUGAAAAAGUGGCCGACGCCAAAGAUGUUUCUAAUUUCAUCAAACACAAUCCAUUUGGAAACCCACCCAUUUCUCCACAUCAUCCUAAUUGGGACUUUUAUUCCAAAAUCAUUACUAGUUACAAGUAAUAAUUAGUACCUAUAUCAUUUCCUUUUUUAUUAAUGUUAAUUCACAUGCAAUAUGCUUAACUUAUGAACUCAGUAGUUUCUUUUGGUAAGUUUGGAAUUUCGUGAUCAUCUAUUCUGCUUAUUUUAUUUAGUAGUAUCAACGAACAUGUUUUCUCUCCGUAUAUAGAAGAUUGCUGCAUGAGGUUGAGGCUUCAAA